AUGUUUUUAAGAUGUUUGAGUGUACCCUCCAUCUUCUGUAGUCAUCUAACAAAGUCUGCCAUCAGAAAACUAACAAUGAAAAUCCUGAAUGUUGCUGAGAAAAAUGAUGCUGCUAAAAAUAUCGCUGAGAUUUUGAGUCGUGGAGGGUCACGCAGAAGAGAAGGAUUGUCUAAAUUCAACAAAAUUUAUGAGUUUCAUAUGAACUUAAAUGGCCAAAAUGCGAUUAUGUUAAUGACUUCUGUGUCAGGUCAUUUAACAAACUAUGAUUUCCUCACAAAUUACAAGUCAUGGCAUUCUUGCGACCCAAUGGUCCUUUUUGAUGCACCGAUUGCUAAGCAUGUACUGAAAGAUUAUGAGCCAAUAAAGCAAACAUUGCAGCGUGAAAUAAGAGGCUGCCAAAAGCUAAUCAUAUGGACUGAUUGUGAUCGUGAGGGUGAGAAUAUUGGUGUCGAAGUAAUUGAUGCAUGUAGAGAAGUUUCACCAAACAUCGAAGUCCUUCGUGCUCGAUUUUCUGAAAUUACGCCUUCAGCUAUACACCGUGCUAUUAAUCAGCUUACAACUCCUGAUUAUAAUGCCAGUGCAGCAGUAGAUGUACGGCAAGAGUUAGACUUACGUAUUGGUGCUGCAUUCACACGAUUUCAAACUUUACGAUUAAGACGAGUUUUCCCUAGAGCUUUAAGUGAUCAAUUAAUCUCUUAUGGUUCUUGCCAAUUUCCAACUCUUGGCUUUGUUGUAGAACGUUUUCGAGAGGUUGAUCGGUUUGUUCCUGAACCAUUUUGGCGUAUAGUAGUUACUGUGUCACGAAAUGAAAAGUCAACAGAAUUUAAUUGGCAACGUGGGCGACUAUUUGAUCAAGAUUGUUGCAGAGCAUAUUAUGAACAUUUAUGUCAAAAUCGUUAUGGUCAAAUUGUAGAAAUCAAUAAACGUCCUAAAUCUAAGUGGCGUCCAACUCCACUAGACACUGUGGAAUUGGAAAAAUUAGCAUCUCGUAAAUUGAGAAUGGGAGCGAAAUAUGCGAUGCAACUGGCUGAACGUCUUUACACUAAAGGUUUUAUUUCAUAUCCACGUACUGAAACUAAUAUAUUUCCACCCGAUAUGGAUCUUAAAAGUCUUGUACGCAUUCAAACAGAAGAUUCUCGUUGGUCUGGCUUUGCAUCAAGGAUUCUUGAACGUGGUCCUAAUCCUAGAAAUGGAAAGUCAACUGAUAAGGCUCAUCCACCUAUCCAUCCACUAAAGACAGGCGGUCAACUUCAAGGUGAUGAAGCACGUUUAUAUGAAUUAGUAGCUCGUCAUUUCCUAGCCUGUCUUUCAGCUGAUGCGGAAGGCGCUGAAACUAUAGUUCGUCUAUGUGUUGGUAAACCUUCUCUUCCUAGGACAACACCAACAAAUUCAAGUCAAUUACUUACCUCAGAAGAUGGAGAAAUGUUUGAAUCUAAAGGUCUUAUGAUAUUAGCACCAAACUAUUUAGAAAUCUACAUAUAUGAUCGUUGGACUGAAAAAGAUAUGCCAAUUUUCCAAUUAGGUGAAUGGAUUUUACCAAAUAAUAUAGAAAUGGUUACUGGUCAAACAAGUCCCCCACCUUUAUUAACAGAAGCUGAUCUUAUUUCACUUAUGGAUCGUCAUGGAAUAGGUACAGACGCUACGCAUGCAGAACACAUUGAAACAAUCAAACAAAGAUUAUAUGUUGGCUUAGAACAGAAUAAAUUUCUUGUCCCUGGCCAAUUAGGCAUGGGAUUAGUUGAAGGUUAUGAUUCAAUGGGUUUCGAUAUGUCUAAGCCUAAUUUACGAUCUCAAUUUGAAGCUGAUCUAAAGUUGAUAUGUGAAGGUCGAAGACAAAAGACGGUGGAAGUAUUACGUUACCAUUUGAGUAAAUACAAAGAAUUAUUUCGUAUAGCUAUCCAACAAGCUUCACUAUUGGAUAGAGCAUUAGCUAUUCGAUUAGAACAAGAAGCAGAAAAUGUUCGAAAUAUAUCUGGUAGUGUCGGUGAGAUGGCGUCUUUCUCUUCCAAUAUCAAUAAUAAUACCGCUUCUACUGGGAGUUCUAGUCAAGGCAAUACUGGUUCAGCUUCAUUUAUUGCUUCUUGUCCAGCCUGUCGAUCAGACUUAGUACUUCGUCAGAAACGUAGUGCCUUACGUCCGAUAACAACUGGUUCGAAUCAAUCUGAUAAUUAUGGUUCAAUGGAAAUUGGUCAGACAAACAAUGGUGGUUGGUUUCUAUCAUGUUCUAGUUAUCCAAACUGUCGAUAUGCAAUUUGGUUCCCUGAUUCUGUUGUACAUGUUCGCAUUUUACCGGAAUCGAAUGCAACAACAUGCAGCCAGUGUACGAAUUAUAUUUCACCAUCAGUAAUACAUUCUUCAAAUCGUUCAGGCCCGUCGAAGUUAGGUUUACGCUUUCGACGUAAUUUCCAUCUGCCGAAUGGUUAUUUUCAAGACGAUGAUAAUAAAGAGUAUAUCACUUGUAUAUUUUGUGAUGAAGAUUUCUGUAGAAUAUUAGGAAUUCGUAUUCCACCAGUUCCCCCUACUCCCACUCCCACUCCCACUCCUGCUUCUGUAAAUAAUAAUAACAGCACCAAUAACUCAUCUCACUCUACAAAUCCAUUUGGUACACGUACAAACCAGUCAAGACAAAUGAUAACUGAUCAAAGUGUGCCCACAUUCCAACAGACAAGAAGUUUAUCUACAUUAGCACCACCACCACUAUCGCAUACAUCUGCAUUUUCUUCACUUUCUACGAUGAAUAAUGAUAAUUAUGAGCCUUUCUCGCCAAAUAGCCUAUCCAAUAUAAGUGGUAAUUCUACUUCACGUUCAUUUCCAUCAGUUAGUAGUACUAAUUUUCGUUCACCACCUAGAACACAAUCAAUAGAUAAUGAACAUGAUUCAGAUAGCAAUAAUAAUGUACUUUGUAAUUGUGGUCAGCCAGCUAUACAAUUGACUGUUCGUAAACCUGGACCUAAUCAAGGUCGUUUAUUUUACCGAUGUUCUGGUAGUACAGGUAAUACAUGUGAUUUCUUCCUGUGGAAAACUUCAGCAACUUCACUAAUGGAUACUAAUCCUCCUUUAUAUUCUAGUACUCAAGUACCACAAAGAAAUAAUGAUACAGAUAUAUGGUCUCGUCCAACGAACACUUUCAGUAGUGUAAAUUUGACCAAUGAUAGAUUAGUAACCUCUGGUCUUGGUACUUCCGAGUCAACUUCAUCUGGUGUUGUUUGUCGAUGUGGAGAACCUGCAAAACUCUGGCUGGGCUCAUAGUUCCCCGUAAUCUCUCAUCUCUUCUUCCUCCUCAACACACUAUCUCGUUCAUAUCGCCCUCGCACUGACGACCCACU
This is a messenger RNA of Trichobilharzia regenti, 3326 nucleotides long. The record is from the annotation of a GenBank genome assembly. NCBI's taxonomy places the organism in Eukaryota, Metazoa, Platyhelminthes, Trematoda, Strigeidida, Schistosomatidae.